Amoebophrya sp. A25 is the source of this 3028-nucleotide messenger RNA. The record is from the annotation of a GenBank genome assembly. NCBI's taxonomy places the organism in Eukaryota, Dinophyceae, Syndiniales, Amoebophryaceae.
AGUUUGUGUAAGUACCCACUCUACGCCAUUUUUCACCCCGUCUAACAGUUCUUGGUAUAAGUAGUCGCAAUUUAUUGAAAGCCAUUCUGUUCAUCGCCACUUCUAUUUUUCUAAUAUUCAUCUUCAUUGUGAUGAUUAUCAUUUUUUUCCAUCGAUAUUGAUUUCGAGUGUCUUACAGGUUGAUUAUGAUAUCAUUUAGCCGUUGAUUUCAUUUCGUGGAUAGCAACUAGAGUAGCUCACUCCUGGAGGCGAGGUGCGUUGCUAUGCACACAAACAUAAUAGAGAGCUGGACGUCGACGCGCAUCGGAGAAGACGCUGGAGAAGCACAGACUUUGAUCUCGAACAGAGCACUGGACUACUUCAAUAUUAUAACCGCUAAGUUCCGACGACAUGGCUUCCCCCAAAAGCAAGAGCAAACCAGUGCUGAACAGCAGCGCGUCUCCCCUCUUCGGACUUGCGGUGCCACUGCUGUCGGAGAGUACAGCUGGAGAAGGUGGUGACAGGACUUUCACAGGAGAGAGUGGAGAAGCCAUUGGGAGUAGGGCGGGUGCCAUUGGGAGUAGGGCAGGUGCCAUUGGGAGUAGGGCAGGUGCCAUUGGGAGUAGGGCGGGUGCCAAUGGGCGGAGUAGAGAAGACCACGGGGGCUGCCAAAGUAGUCCGGCUUCUUUCACCGCAAUAGGAGUGAGCGAACACCCUAGUUCAUCAUCAAAAGCAGAGCUGUCUGAAACAGCGAGUACAAUUGGCGACGCCGCUCAGAGAAUUGGCGACGUCGCUCUAAGAAUUGGAGAUGAAGUAGACGGCCUAGCAGCUCCGAGAGCUGAGUCAAAUGAACAAAAUAUGCGUAUGACUAUCGCAACAGAGGAGACGAGUCCCGCAACAGAAAACAUUUCGGAUGGACAAGAUGCUGUCACACUUUCAGCAGUGUCAACUACACCUAUAAAAGCACAGUCGGGCUCGAGGGAGGGUGACGGAUCUCCUACAACUGCUAACGGAUCUUUUCUAGGUGCUAACGGAUCUUUUCUAGGUGCUAACGGAUCUUUUCUAGGGGCUAGCGGAUCUUCUCUAGGUGCUAGCGGAUCUUCUCUAGGUGCUAGCGGAUCUCCCACCAGAGGUGCUAGCAAUAUUAAGGUUUCUCGAGUGGUUGACGUGUCGUCCUCGUCGUCCGAAGAGGAGUUGGGACGCGAGGAGGAGCUCGAAAAUGAGUGGGAAGAGGCUACUAGUACGAUGAUUUCCGAUUUUGUUUGUUCUCCCGUUUUUUUGUUCGUAGUCGCGUUCUACAUCUGCGGCAUCGCAAUGUACACCUUCACCGCGGCUGAGGAUUGGGCGGAUAACUAUUUCCCGGAGGAAGGUGGGAAACCCGAGCUCCUGGACUGCAUCAUCCAGGGAGCCUAUUUCGCGACGCAAGUGGUCACGACAAUAGGAUUUGGAGAUGUCACUCCUAAGACGGACUGGCUUAGAACGCUAAACACCUUCUACGUGUUAGCCGGUGUGGGAGUGACGGCGAACUUAGUGGUCCGAUUCAUCCAAAGCAAUUUGCACAGCACGUUAGAAAGGGAUUCGCAAAUACGUUUUAAAACGACUUUGGCAAAAGUUGGCGGCGGAAGUGAGUACAAAGAAGUGGACCACGCAGAAGGAGGACAACGUGACCAUACUCGUCCUUCGGGCAGUGACAUUAAGGGGGCUUCAGGUAAUCCAUCUUCAGCUAAUCCAUCUCGGGACCUUCCUCUAAGGGAAACGCAAGCGGAGGAUGACACUCAAGAUGGAUUCCAGGAAGCUCUAAUGACAGAAGUAAUGGCAAGAAUGGGAGAAGACAGAACACAAAAACAGCAACAGCGAGUGAGAUGGAACACCGAAACCAACAAGAACUUUUGCACGCCACAGGGCUCAUCGCCUUUCCAGUUGUAUUUGGCGGUGCUGUCUAUGGCUAUUGCCUCAACUGGUCCCCCAUGAAAAGCAUGCAUUGGGCGAUGGUCGCCUCUAGCUCUAUCGGCUUUGGCGACGCGAAUAUUGGAGACCGAUGGCUACGCCUUUUCUCCUGUUUCUUUUUGAUUAUCGCAGUAGCAAUGUUUGGUGUCGGCGUAAGCAAGUUCUCGAAUAUAAUUCUCACGCAGCAGCUCGUAGGUCCGGACGGAGAAUUCUUAGCCAAAAUGACUUUGGAAGACGCUCUAAAAUUCGAUCGCGAUGGCGAUAAGCAAGUGGACAAAUUCGAGUUCGCAGUUGGGGUGUUGCUAGCCUGCGGAAAAACGACGCAAGAAGAGUUCGAUGCGAUUCGGGAACGGUUCGAGGAGUUUGAUUUGGAUGGCAAUGGUGUGUUGAAUAGCACAGACUUGCGUUUGGCUAGGCAGCGUCGCCUUCGCACGUCGCGGUCUCUGUCUCAGUGGGGUGCGCCUUCUUUUCGGGCAAGCUUUAAUCUGGGAACCUCGUUUCGCCGAAGCUUUUCCGGUUCUGCGUAAUGGUUCUAUGAGGACGAACAUGCUGGAGACUCAGAAUGGGAUGAAUCAUGUUGAGCAAAUAGGGGUGGGCUAGGCAUGCACACGAACACGUUUUGAGAAACCAAACAUGAGGACUGCAGCAGGCGUUGUUUUGCCCAUUUAUUUCCAUGGUGCUGAAAUAUCCCUAGGUCGUGGAUAUUCAGCUUCGUCGUGGAUAUUCAGCCUCAGAGGUAGUGGACGAUUGCCUACCCACCUUCGUAGUGGAUUCUUGCGAUAUCUCUAUGCUGACAUUCUUGUGUACAACUAUUGCGAUAUGGAAGGUUGAUUGCGACACGGGUCGAUUGAGAAGCGCGUAUUUAAGCUUUGGGGUCCAGGAGCACUAGUCGGUCCACUAGUAGGAGGCGACGGCAAAUAUCGAAGAGGCAACCAAAGGUCCCCGUCAGCUUUCUAGUAAGUACUUUGGAUCAAGUGAACUUCUUUUAGUGAGAUCAUGCAUAGACCUUGCCUUUUGGCAUAGACCUUUUUUUAUGGCACAGCAGCAUCACGAAAUAGGUGAGAACGCAAGUAAGUACCUAUGUAUCCACAACGAAUGGUGA